Molecule: messenger RNA, 2211 nt
Organism: Oncorhynchus gorbuscha (pink salmon)
Lineage: Eukaryota; Metazoa; Chordata; Actinopteri; Salmoniformes; Salmonidae
Product: zinc transporter ZIP1-like
Exons: 3
Coding region: 836-1354 (172 amino acids)
Biological process (GO): zinc ion transmembrane transport
Cellular component (GO): plasma membrane
Molecular function (GO): zinc ion transmembrane transporter activity
Source: RefSeq, a predicted model, not a curated record
CAGCCCCAUAAACAUACAAAACCCCUAGACCAGACAAAACACAUUAAUCCCCCAUGUCACACCCUGACCUAACCAAAAUAAUAAAGAAAACAAAGAUAACUAAGGCCAGGGCAUGACAGACUGACUGUACAUGCUUCGCGGGUAUGUAUCCUACUAGAUUAGAGAAUGCAGCAGAGGUGUGGUACUGGCACUCAUGACAUUGUCAUAUUUUGCACAUUUACUGGACUGAUACAAAGUCUAGAGAUGGCUCAUGAUGUCCUCUCAAUCCUUCAUCUGUUGCAAUUGUGUGCGAUUUAAUGAGUGAUACAAUGUACAGUAUCUUGUCUCAAAAGUCCACGAAUGAAUAGACCGCGAAAGUAAGAAGUUGCUCCGAAACAACUGAUGAAUGAUCUGUUUAGCUGACCCCCAAUCUUGAGAUGAAAUAUCGACAGCUAAAACGCAGAUCUGACUUGAGAUCAGAUUUCACUGAGCGCUGAUGAAACAAUGAUAUGACCCUCCCUCGAGGUCGUUCCAGCCUCAUUCUGAUCAGCUGACUCACCACUUCCCAUACGGAGUGCAAUUUUUUGGAAUAGCAGUAAUGUAAUUUUGCUGCCUUUUCCCCACUUGUUAUUAAGUCUGUGCCAAUACAAGCUGCUCACCAAGGCUGUCCUUUUAUGAGAUAAUACGAUAGAAGGUGGUCUCCCCUCCCCAUUUGACUGUAAGCCAAUGGAGGGUGUCUGAGAGCUACACUUUGCUGUUUCACUCAGACUUGAGAGAGAAGCAGGUUGUGCAGACAUGGCUCUCAGAAAAGGAUCUUCUUCUGUUGCCCUCUCCGGGGUGGUCAUCUGAAGUGCAGAUGAACCCAGCUGAUGUCCCUGGCCUGGAGGUAAAGCUGGGAGCAUUGGUUGUUCUUUUCUCCAUAACACUGGUUUGUGGCUUCGCCCCUUUGUGCUUAGUCAGGGGGGCAGGGAGGUGCAAUGUAGACCCAGUGUUCGAGGGCCUGGCUGUGGGGUUACAGGAGGACAGUCAAGAGGUGCUGGAGAUCUGUGUUGCUCUACUCCUCCACAAGAGCAUCAUCUCUUUCAGUCUAGCCCUAAAGCUGGCCCAGGGCAAGCUGCGGCAGUCAGCCGUGGUAGGUUGCCUCCUGCUCUUUGCUCUCAUGUCCCCGUUGGGCACUGCCGUCACCAAGACCAAGUCGUCCCCCCAGCACCAGCUGGACAGGUCCACCUUAGAAGGCCUGGCAUCUGGCACCUUUAUGUAUAUCACCUUCAUGGAGAUCCUGCUCCAUGAGCUAAGCUCCCCGCAGAACCCCAAGGUGGCCAUGAUUCUCACUGGUUUCGCAGUGGUCACUGGGGUGCUGUUCAUCAAAAUGUAAAUAUUCUGUAGAUCAAUCCUUAGAGUCUGAUUCUUUGAAAAACUGACAACCCUUUGCACCGUGAGAAUGCAAUUUGGACUGAUAAGCAUUAAACAAUGUUUACAGCAUGAGACCAAAAGAUACUCAACUGUACCAUUAAUUCAAACAUAUUUCCUUAAGGUGCAGGGAGAAUGCUGGUUACACUGGAAACUUUUGAUUCAGUAGAGGUCUUUUAGUUUUAUUAUGUAGAUGAAUGUUAUUCAUUAUGAUUUAAAAAAAGGGAUAUAUGCUAAUCCUGCCAUGCUUUUAAAUUAUCCUCAUAACAUUUUCUAUUUUAGAUAUUUGAAAAUUUUAAUAUAUCUAUAUUUUUUUUACAUAAACAAUGACAUACUUCACAAACAUAUUUAUGUAUACCGUGAUGAUGUGGUCAAAAUUACAGAAUUAAAAAAGGAAAUAUGAGUACUUUUGAGUAAUUUAUAACUCCUGGAUUGAUAUUAUAGCAAUCCUAAUGUUGUUCUGGCUGUGAAAUCUGACUAGCAGUGUCCUGAAUUGUACACAGAACAUUUGUUUGUUCAGUAGUAUGACUGCCUAGCCCCUGCAUAAACAUAAUAAGAGCAUAUACAGCUGGCUAUUACUUUAAAUCCUUAAAAAGCUAAAUGGAGUGUUUGCUCUUUGUCAGAGCCUUACAUUGAGAUAAACAUAUAGGCCCUUAUUUCACUGCCAUGUGGUGAGAAAGCUUUGAGAUAUAGUCCUCUAUUAUCUUGUAAAACUUGAGUUUGAAUAAUUGAAAUGGCUGCUCUUGUUUUUAUGUUCACUUUUAAACUUUGACUUGUUUAGCUGUACCUGGUUGACUGAUGAUUAAAAGUAAUCUGAAAUAC